Molecule: messenger RNA, 921 nt
Organism: Amorphotheca resinae ATCC 22711
Lineage: Eukaryota; Fungi; Ascomycota; Leotiomycetes; Helotiales; Amorphothecaceae
Exons: 2
Coding region: 168-740 (190 amino acids)
Biological process (GO): N-terminal peptidyl-methionine acetylation
Cellular component (GO): NatB complex
Molecular function (GO): protein-N-terminal amino-acid acetyltransferase activity
Source: RefSeq, a predicted model, not a curated record
ACAUCCCAAGGUUCCUGAUUGAUACAGGAACUGAACUUUAUAUCCCGUCCCCUUCCCCUCCUCUCAGGCACGCUCAGACACCACAGCUGUGGCCAGAAGGACCCUACAGCAUCAGCAUCGCAGCGGGAAGUAUAUUAUACCUAGGUACACUAUAAGAAACCCGCAGGAUGACUUCCCUGCGGCCCUUCCACGCCGCCGACGUCUUCAAAUUCAACCCCACCAACCUCGACCCUCUGACUGAGACCUAUGACCUGAACUUCUACUUCUCGUACCUUGCCCGCUGGCCGCACCUCUUCAACGUCGCCGAAGGUCAAGAUGGCACUAUCGACGCCUAUAUAAUGGGCAAGCUCGAAUCCUCUCCCUCCUACAUGCAGUUCAGCGAGCACUACCUCCCCUUCCACGCGCACAUCACGGCCCUCACCGUCGCGCCGCACGCCCGCCGUCUCGGCCUCGCGCGCACGCUGUCCCAGGCGCUGGAGCGCAGCGGCGACGAGUACGAUGCCUGGUUCGUCGACCUGUUCGUGCGGAAGAGCAACAAGAUCGCCCAGGCCCUGUAUACCGGUAUGGGAUAUAGCGUGUUUAGAAGGGUCCUGGAUUAUUAUAGUGAUGACCCGACGGAUCCGUCCAAGGCCGGGGAGGAUGCGUAUGAUAUGCGGAAACCUUUGAAAAGGGAUAAGGAUUUGAAGCAUAUUAGGAAGAAUGGUGAGGACUUUGCGGUGGAUCCGACUGAUGUGUGGUGAGAGGUGGGGGGGUAGGGGCAAAGAGAUUCAAGAUUCGGGAUCCAGAGCUGGCGAGGGCGCAUUAGAGCUAUACACGUCAGUGAAGCUUGGAAAUAUGCGCAGCAUUGAGGUAGAUGAACUGUGCUCAAGUCACUCGCACCACCCAGCUAAGGAUGGCUUGGAAUAUUGGACAGAAUCCUGC